This is a messenger RNA of Micropterus salmoides (largemouth bass), 3629 nucleotides long. RefSeq names its product pygopus homolog 2 (Drosophila) (gene pygo2). Lineage: Eukaryota; Metazoa; Chordata; Actinopteri; Centrarchiformes; Centrarchidae. The coding region runs from base 225 to 1985 and encodes 586 amino acids. The record is from RefSeq and is a predicted model, not a curated record. The transcript has 4 exons.
UAACCUUCCAUGGUGCGCGAUACUCCUGCUUGUCCCUCUUUGUCCGGUGUCGAUAGAAGGCCAUGAUAAUUAUGGCAAAAUUUGCGUUUUUGAAUGAAUUAUAGUUGAAUGGUGGAUCAACACGCAUACACCGAGUGAGGACUGGUUUGCUGGCAAUGACACACCAGAGAGUUUCAAUUUAAAGGACAGCAGAGCAAGCAACGGAGAAAGGUCAUUUUAACUAAAUGGCUGCCGAAUCGGGGAGACUACUGGCGGGACAAGGAAAACGAAGCAAAGCUUCACAGAUGAAGAGCCCGGAGAAGAAGAAGGCAAGGAAAUCCACCUCUCAGGCGGCGGGGUUCUCCCACCUCACUGAGUUUGCACCUCCCCCAACCCCCAUGGUGGACCACCUGGUCGCCUCCAACCCCUUUGAUGAUGACUUUGGGCCUCCACCCCGACCUAGUGGGACAGGUGGACCAGGUAGUGCUCCAUUUCUUCCCAGCCCAGGUGCAGGCGGAGGAGGUGGGUAUGGAGGCGGAAGCAGAAUGGGCGGUGGCAUGGGCUUCAUGGGAGGCCCAGGAGGCGGGCAGCCUGGACGGAGGCCACCGUUCGGUCCUCCAUCCAAUGCUGGACCUCACCACCAGCUAGGCUUUGGAGGAAUGCCUGGCUUUGGAGGUGGCGGUGGGGGCGGCAGUGGGGGAGGAGGGGGUGGAGGUGGAUUCCCGCCUGGUGGCCCUUCUCAGUUCAAUAUGCCACCAAACUUCAGUCCACCCAUGCACCCUGUGCCAGGAUUCAAUCCCAUGUUGUCUCCAGGGGGUAUGGGAGGUCCCGGUGGAGGAGGACCACCCCACCCUCGGUUUGGCAUGCCUCCACAGCAGCAGCACGGACAGGGUGGACACCCAUUUAACAGCCCACCUUUGCCCGGUGGUGGAGGCCCCAGAGGGCCCCCGCAUGGCCCCUUGCCUCCCAUGGGAGGAGGCAUGGGUCCUGGGAUGAACAUGAUGGGUGGCAUGGGUGGUGGCCCUGGAGGAAACAUGGUGGGAGGGUUGCCAGGUAUGCCCCCUCAAGGACAGUUUCCUCCCUCACAAGAUGGCCCCUACCCUGGCCCCAGUCCGCCAGGACCAGGCAACGAUGAUGGAAAGAACUUUGGUGGAGGAGGUGCACCGCCUGGGCCGCAGCAGCAGCAGCAGCAGCAGCAACAGCUUAACUUAAAUCCCAACGGCCCCCCUCCAAACAAUACCACUCCUGGCCCUCCUCCUAACUCUGGCCCACCACAGUCAGGGGGAGGCUUCCCAGGCCACCCUGAUGUCCAGCAGCCCAACGCCAAUACACCUGGUCAGCCUCCUUCGGCACCACCCCAGCCCAACCCCAACUCUUCUCCUACUGGUCCCAUGAAUGGAUCAGGCCAGUCCCAGCAUCCACCACCCAGUCAGCUACAACCCCCCAGCAAUACAAACACCCCCAACUCUAACAGCUCUACCCAGCAGCAGCAAUCCACUCCACCUAACUCUGCCCCAGGCUCCACCCCUUACAACCAACAGAACAACACUCCUGGUGCUGCUGGUACCAUGUCAAAUGCAGCCCCCAAUUCAGGUCAGAACAACAUGACCAACAACAACGGAGGCAACACUCCUGGCAGCAACCCUAAUCCCCCCUCUAACUCCACUUCCACCCCGAACACCCAGUCUCCCCUGCCCCCCGGUCCCGCUGCCCCUUCAGCUGGGCCUGGUUCUGGCCCUGGAAAACUCGGUGGCCCUGGAAUGGUCUUCCCUUGUGGCCUCUGUAUGGCGGAGGUGCAUGACGAUCAGGACGCCAUCCUGUGCGAGGCGUCGUGCCAACGUUGGUUCCACCGUGACUGCACAGGCCUGACAGAGCCAGCGUAUGGGCUGCUGACUCGAGAGAGCUCUGCUGUUUGGGCCUGUGACUUCUGCAUCAAGACCAAGGACAUCCAGGCUGUGUUUGUGCGCCAGGGAUUAGGCCAGCUGGUUGCAGCUAAUGAGAGUUGAGGAGUGGAUGACAAAACAGCAGCGCAGAGGUGCGACGCAUAGGGACAAAUAAAGACAUUGUUUGCUCUGAUCUAAUUGAAUGACCUGUGUGUCAUGUCAGAUACUUGCCCAGAUAUCUUUCUCUUGACUAGCCCUUUACUUGUUCACUACACAGAGAAACACACUCAUCGACAUUCAUGCUUAUCUAGCACUUUGAGUGACUCUAGGCAAUUGUUUACCCCCCCAUCACGAUGAAUGUUAAAGUACACAAUCCUUCAAACAUCUAGCCUGCCAACCAGCAAAGCACUGACACCAACACACUACCUCGCACACUUUGUGACUGACUGGCACGGAGGCUCCUGCACUGACUGACUGGGAUUGACUCUCCACACUUGUGCACAACUUGAGUAUGAUGAUAUUUAACACAUACACAAAAACCCACGGUAGACGGGGAAAGUAAUGUUGAAAUAUUCCCCUACUGUGUACUGGUACAGUGAUUUAAAGCAUCAACGUUGUUCUCUGAUUUUCGUGGCUUUAGAUUCAAACAGACAUGAUAUAUGAAAUCUUUAAAAUGUAAAAAGAAAUAUUGAAAGAGUGCCUGGAAAUCUAAAAGGGACGUUCAUUAUUUGAUUCACAGCUUUAUUUGUCAUCAAAAUACUUAAUUUUAGCAGUACCCUAUCACAUUGUUAGCCACAGCAAGCAAGUGAAAGAAAAGCAUAUUGUGAAACAAAUAACUGUGGCAAAACAUCAAUUCAUGAGUUAUUUUUGUCAUUUCCCACACACAUGCAUACAUAUACACACUUUGACCCUGUAUUUGUAAAUGUUGUUUUGUACCCAGUGCUGAUUAAUCCAAAGGAGACCCGGGCUGAGAUUUCAUCCACACCUCGCAGAGAGGAUUUUACCACCAAAAUGCUUGUAAAUAUUUGGACAAAACAUUUGUCAAGACAUCAGUUGUGAACAUGCCAGAGAGUUGACCAAUGAACAAAAUAAUAAGUUGAACUUAUGUGUCUUGGUUGUAGACAGUAUGACGUUUUUGGUUUUUAUACAGUACAUUUGAGUCAACAGUUUGUUUUUAUCUCUGCAGUACACAUGAAUUGUGAAAUCAGUGCUUUUGGAUGGUGUUGGCAUAGCAAGUAGUGACAUCAUGUCAUAUCAGAUGUGCAUAGUCCUUUUUGUUAUUAUUUUUUAAAGAGGGGAGGGGGUUGCAUGUGAACCAAUGCAGUAACUGUCUGAUCUGUUUAUGUUUAUAUUCUGGCCUCUGCACUGCAAGAGGCCUUGAAGUAGACCAAAUAACUUAUGAGCGAAAAAUACCCAUUUUUCACACUUCUGUCACGGUAUAAGGUGUUUAUAACUAUUCUUCCUCCUCUCUUUACUUAUUUUUCCUUACUGAAUGUCCGAGCUGCCUUUCUUUUCUUGCUCCCUCAGCUGUUCCUUUUUUGAUUUUGUACUGGUAUUUGUGCUGUGCUCUUGCUCUGCUCUGGCGCCUCCUGGUGUAACCUGGAGGAACCAGAAAGUCCCACACCAGGUGGGGAAGGGAAAGGUACUGAACUCUGAAGUAAAGACAGAUUUUUUUGUACUUGUCCAUGUCUGUUUUUAUUCACAUUUUUUUUAUUUGUUUGCUAAUUGUUGUAUUAAAAUGAAGGUUGGAAAACCUAAUGAAACAGA